Messenger RNA from Anopheles funestus (African malaria mosquito), 8131 nucleotides. RefSeq names its product zinc finger MIZ domain-containing protein 1 (gene tna). Gene Ontology annotation, biological process: regulation of transcription by RNA polymerase II; protein sumoylation. The record is from RefSeq and is a predicted model, not a curated record. Lineage: Eukaryota; Metazoa; Arthropoda; Insecta; Diptera; Culicidae. The transcript is spliced from 14 exons. Gene Ontology annotation, molecular function: SUMO ligase activity; zinc ion binding. The coding region runs from base 1814 to 5497 and encodes 1227 amino acids.
AAGCAGUUUCGGAUCUAAUGGUAGGCGGAGAAGAGCGGACGCCUAGGACCCCACUGCGUAGGAGCGAAGAGUGUGCGAAAGAAUAAGAGAAAUGGAGAGCCUGCCGCCUUCGCCAACUGUAGUUGUGUAGGUGUGAACAUGAUAAUGAGAUGAGGAGCAAUUGUGAUCAGUAGCGAUCGGACAGUAGUACAUUAGAGAGGUGAAAAAAAAGCUGUCAUAGAACAAUUUGCAACAGUUGUUUUUUUUUCGUGCAAAAAAGUGAUGUCUUCGAGGAUCACAUAUUCGAUAUUAAUUAGUGUAUUUGCUGUGAUGUUAAAUGGUGAAGAUUUUUGUUUGCACGUGCCCAAAUUGUUGCCAGCGUCGGCUUGGUUUGUGGCGGCGUAUGGUCUACUGACUGCUUGUUAGUAUGUAUGUACGAGCGUGGUGUUUUAAAUGUGCCUAAGGUGUUGAGUGUGUUUGAAAGUGAAAGUGAAAGAAGGUGCCGCGAAGAAGCACUUUUGUCUUCCAAAGUAAAUAUUUUCCUGUGGUUUAUGAAAGUAAAGUGUUCUGCGUUUGUGCGCAUCGUUUACACGGAUGUCAUAGAUAAGGUGUAUCUAAAAGAACCAGUAGGACGACGAACUAGAGUAAUUCUAUCAAUCAACCGUACAUCUGAAUCGUAAUAUUUGACAACAAAGGCUAAACUGUCAGAGGAGCAAAAAGGCAGACACACACCACUCACAACAACGAGGUGUAAAUUGCAGAGAAUUUUAGAACAUUCAGUAUACGCGUACCUGGCUGAAGCGGAUCGAGCUGGACUCCCAAAAAAAACUGCGGCUUCACGGUUGCUGCAAAGGAAGAUAAUACGAAAGAUUGCAACUACGCACUGAGUGAACAAGUGCAUCGGUGUCGUGUGCUAAAUGUCCGAAGAAAGCAUCAAAAACCGUCACCCUCAUAGAUUGUAGCAGGCUGUGGUCCAGUUGUUGGUUGUUUGGUGCCGGGUUGUCAACAGCAGCCGCCCUUUUGAAGCUAAUUACUAAACAAAACAAAAGGAUGUGUGACGCAUCGGGCCGAAAAAAGUAGCGUGUGCGGCUGUUCUUAGUGUGAUCAACUUACUGAAGUUACGCUUUUGGUGGAAGAAAAUUUGAAAACAAGUGCCCAGCCAAGUAGAAGAAAAUCAAGAAAAGGAAGAAAAAGCGUUAAGUGAAGUGGCGGUUGGUGAUUACUGUUUUCCGCGUAAGGAGCAUCCCCUCUCGGGUUUUUGGGAAGGUGGAAAAUUAUCGUGAUUGUGUGUGUUUUUCGUGUACGUGGGUGAGUGUUUGUUUUUUUUUGCUAGUGUCAUAAGCGCACAAGGAAGUGCAAUAGGGCAAAUCGGUGUUGGCGAAAAAAAGCGCCCUAACCUUGCUCACCAAAGUGAGCGACAGAAAGAGAGAGUGAGAGAGAAAGAAAGAGAAGAAGUGUUUUGCAGUGCAUCAGCGUGCGUGCUCCUUUCUAUGUGUGUGUGUGCGUGUUUAGUUGUAUGUGUACGUAAGUGUGUGCAUUGGUCACACUAGGUAGUGUGUUGUCCUAGCACUCGGCCGUGUAUGUGUGUUCAGGUUUGUCUGUGUGCAUCGGUGCGUGUGCUGCAGCGGGCGGUAAGAGAUCGCAACGCAAACAUACGUCAGUGGAACAGCUGAAACCGUGGAAACGGAAGAACCGGUAUAGAGAAAGAAAAAGAUCAAGUGGCAAGGAGACAAAACAGAGACACAGCACUGCAGACGCAGCCGGAAGCAGUCGAGAGGAAACCGGAAACAGAACGCACACGGAACAACAGCUAGGCUUAAGCAAUGGCUGAGAUAUGAGUGCCCAGGGGGGCUCCCUAGGGGCUCCAACAUUGGGUGAUCGCCGAUCUCCUUACAUUGGAGGCUAUCCCGACAUUCAGCAGCAGCAUCAGCAACAGCAUCAACAACAGCAACAUCAUUAUCAACAGUUGCAGAAUCCCCAUCACGCAGAUUAUCAUCGGGGUACACUGCAUCCGGAAGCUGCCUCCGGAUAUCUCGACGUGAAGCAGCAACAACAGGCACAGAAAGGAUACGCUAAACAGGCGCAGCUACAGGCCGCCUCAACUCAGCAACAGCAGCAGCGCUCGGUAGCUGGAACGACUGGACGAGCUGCUGCCAGUGCGCAUCAACAGCAAGGUUUCAACAGUCAAAGUAUGGUGGCAGCGGCCGGUGGGCAGCAGGGCAACAUGGACGUCGGCUACAAUCCACAGAUGAACAACAUGGCGAUGCAUUCACAGUCGUCGUGGAAUCAGAUGAACGGCAUGAACCAAAUGGGCGGUAUGGGUGGCCAAAUGAACGGCAUGAAUCAGAUGGGUGGUGGGAAUGGUGGUGCCGGCGGUAUGGGACCAAUGAGUCAAAUGGGGUCCGGAGCAGGUGUCGGCAUGGGUGGCGGCGCAACCGGUGGCAUGCCAGGAAUGAAUCAGAUGGGUGGUGGCGGCGGUGGUGGUGGUGGAGGUGGCGGUGUCACUGGUGCUGGUGGUGGUAAUGGCGGUGGCGGUGGUGGUGGAUACGGCAGGCACCACCAGCAGAUGAACCCGAUGGCACAGAUGAUGAACAUGGGCAUGGGGAUGGGAGGUGCCGGUGGUGGCCAGAUGGGACCAGGCGGUGCCGGCGGUAUGAACGGUAUGGCGGCAGCACAGAUGGGCGGCAUGAAUCCACUCAGUCAGAUGAACCAGAUGUCACCGAUGUCGAAGAUGCAGGGUAUGGCGAAUGGAUAUCCGCAGCAUCCGCGGCGGAUGGCACCAUACCCAAAUCCACAGAUGCAGAUGGCCCAGAAGCGGUCGAUGUACGGUAUGGGUCAGGGACAGGGCAUGCCGGGUGCGGGUGGACCAUUCCCACCGCAUCAGGCGGCGGCAGCAGCAGCCGCAGCAGCGGCCGCAGGUGUUCCCUUACCGAUGCAGGCCAACGCCGGUUACGGCAGGCAUCAUGGGCCGAUGGGUCCGAUGAACUACCGCGGCGGACCUCCGAUGAUGCAGCAGCGCCAGAACACACCACCCUACGGUGGACCCGGUGUGGGUGUUGGCGGCCCAGUUGGAGCGCCCGGUGGACCUGGUCCGCUAAUGGGUCACCAACAGCAUCAACAGCAGCAGCAGCAGCAACAUCACCCACAACACCAGCAGCACCAGCAACAACAGGCACAGCAACAGCAGCAGCAGUAUUACAACACGGGCUACCAGAACAUGCAGGGCUACCAGCCGGACAUUCGCAUGAACUUCCAGCACAGUCCGGUACCGGGUAAUCCUACACCACCACUAACGCCCGCAUCUUCCAUGACGCCCUACAUCAGCCCCAAUCCGGACGUGAAGCCAAACAACCUACCGCAGAAAGAUGAAGAGCUGCGGUUGACAUUCCCGGUGCGAGAUGGCAUCCUGUUGCCACCGUUCCGGCUAGAGCAUAACCUCGCGGUCAGCAACCAUGUGUUCCAGCUGAAGUCGACCGUCUACAACACGCUCAUGUGCCGGCCGGAUCUCGAACUGCAGCUCAAGUGUUUCCACCAUGAGGACCGACAGAUGAACACGAACUGGCCGGCAAGCGUGCAGGUGUCGGCUAACUCGACCCCGCUCGAGAUCGACCGGGGCGACAACAAGAACACGCAUCGGCCGCUCUACCUGAAGCAGGUCUGUCAACCUGGCCGCAACACGAUCCAAAUCACCGUCAGCACCUGUUGCUGCUCGCAUCUGUUCGUACUACAACUGGUACAUCGACCAUCGGUAAAUCAUGUGCUGCAUACGCUGUUGAAGCGUAACCUACUCUCCGCUGAACAGGCGGUGGCCAAAAUCAAGCGCAACUUUGCCGUGAGUCACACAACGAACCCGAAUCAACCGCUAGGCGGUGGCCCAGACAAGGAUCCACUCGCGACCGAAGCAUCCGCAACGUCCGCAAAGGUAUCAUUAAAGUGUACAGUAACCUCUAAGCGAAUAACGUUGCCAGCGCGAGGCCACGACUGUAAGCACAUUCAGUGUUUCGACCUGGAAGCGUAUCUCGCUCUAAACUGUGAACGAGGCAACUGGCGUUGUCCAGUGUGCAAUAAACCGGCACUAACCGAAGGGCUCGAGAUUGAUCAGUACAUGUGGGCGAUACUGAACACUCUCAACUCCUCCAACACUCCGAACGGUAUGGACACGGAGGAGGUGAUUAUUGAUGCGCAAGCGAACUGGCGAGCGAUCAAACCACCGGGCAGUCUCAAUAAUCCAAACAUCGGAGGUAGUCUUAACCCUCAACAAUCAUCACAGCAGCAACAGCAGCAACAGCAGCAGCAACAACAGCAACAGCAACAUCCACAGCAUCAACAACCAUCGAUGCAGCAUCAACAGCAGCAACAACAACCCCCAGUACCAUCGGAACCAAGUGGUGGUAACGGACGUGGCGCUGGUACACCGGGUCUCCCUGUUAUUAAACCAGACCCAGAUGGUGGUGAUGCGAAACACUUCAACAAGGUGAUGUCACCUGGAUCCACCUCGCUCCCAACCUGGGACAAUAUGAACGCAAUGAGCCCUUACAUGAGCCCGGAUAUGAGCUCGAUCGCUAGUGGUAGCAUGAUGGGAUCAAAUUACAAUCGAACACCACAAUACGAUUCCUACGGAAAUCCCAUCAUUAAGCAGGAACCGGGAACUAACCCCGUUUCGACCGGUGGUCCAGGAAGUGUGGGCAAUAAUGGUCCGGGAACUCCCGGUGGUGGUGAAUUCCAUGGUGGUAACCCACUGGCACAUUUGAGCGAUUCGGUAAACUCGCUCGAUCCACUAAACGCGAUGGAGAAAUCUUUAAACGAUCAGAUGCCGCACACACCGCACACACCCCACACACCGGGCGGUGGUAAUUCAUCCGGACAUCCGAUGACACCGGGUGGACCGCCAAGCGUACCACCAGCGAACGACAUCAACUCCUCCAACCCGCAGCAACAGUCCACCGGCAGUAAUGGCGGCAACACGAACGGUUCCGGACAACCGAACGUCAACAGUAAUGGUGUGAACGGUGGCAGUAGCAAUGCGGGCGGCAACAUGAGCCACAGUCCUGGCCACGCCGGUCACAACAACAUGCAGCUUCAUUCACCUCAACAGCAGCAGCAGCACGCUAAUCUUGGCCUCGGCCCCAACAACCCUGCGGCGAACAUCAUGAACUCACCGCAAAGUCUCAUGAAUUCGCCCCAGAACAUGAUGAACUCGCCGCAGAGUAUGAUGCAGCAGCAGCAGCAGCAGCAAAAUCUCCUCUCAAUGGGCUCCAUGAUGGGGCAGCAGCAAAGCCACCAGAAUGCGCUGGCCGGUCUUACCGAUGUCGAUCUGCCGGCAGAUCUCAACUUCGAUCCGGCCGCAGUCAUUGAGGGUGAAGGUGGCAAUGAUCUUAACCUACUACCGGACAACGGGAUCGGCGAUCCGAUGGAAUUGCUUGCCUAUCUGGACCCGCCGGAUCUGAACACACCACCGUCGAGCGGUUCCAGCAACAAUGCCAACAGCGACGACAUUCUGGCAGCACUGUUCGAUUAAGUUCCCUCUUCGCAAACCGAAAUGCAGGACCAUCACCACCAACAACGUACGGAGGAGAGUUGGGAAUUGUGGAAUUGGACAGGCGAGGAUCGGCAUAUGGGCGUAAGGAGAAAGAGAUAGGAAGCAUAGAAUUAAAGUAGUCGAUACAGUGUAGUGUGCGGGUGGGCAUUUCCCGUUUCCUAUUUCUAUCCCUACCCCAUUACCAACACCCCCACCACCACCACCACCAUCUCCUCUCAUCGUCUCUCUCCGAAGGGGGAUGUGCGUUGUUCGUAGAUAUUUUUAUUUUAUGCCCCUUCGGUUUUAACCCGGUAGCUCGAUGUACCAACCAUGUUUUUUUUCAGUUCUGUUAAGUGGCCAGGGUUUUAGUUUAAGUGUACAGCUUUUCAGGAAAAUAGCAAAUGGAUUGCAAAACGGGUCUCACACGAAGACACAGCAUCUAUCGUAUCAGGUACUCGCAUUGUCACGACGCGGCCACCUUUACUAGCGACGAGAUCGGAUAAGGGUGCGUACGCUUAGUGUCCUUCUUAGUGUAGCAAACGGAAGUGAGGGAACACUAAUCAUACAUUAAAGAAGAAGAAGAAGAAAAGGGACGAGAGAGAGUGAGAGAGGAGAAAGAGAAAAGCAAGCAAGCAAACAAAACAAAUAUUAUCCUUGUAAGGGUUUCGUCGAGCACGUUGUUCGUUAUUCUGGUUAGGUUUCUUCCGUUUUGUUUUUAGUUAUGCUUUACUUUAUUCACAUCCUGGAAAGGAAAACAAUCAUCCUGUUAGUAAUACACACAAACUGCUCUACUGUGAGAGCACCACAACCACAACCCAUACGCAAUGCACGAUCUUCGGUUCCUUUGGUACUGGUUAAGGUUCCAGCAGAAGGGAAGAAGUUCAAUUGUACAGUUAAAUUAAUAAAACCGCAUUGUAUAUGUGUGGUUGCGCGUGUUUGUGUGUAGAAAAAAACUAUUUGUUUCCUGAAGCCAAGGAGCAAGUUGUCCCUUCCCUUAACAGGACACAGUAAAGGGAAAUCGUAUCCUGUGCUGUUUUUUUUUUGUUUUUUGGCACUAGUGUCGGAAUUUAACUUUCGUUUUAUAUAAGAAGAAUUAUUUAUUUACCACCAAAAGACCCACCCAUCAUCCCCCUGUUUCGUUGCGCUUUUGCUCCCUCUCUCGGUUCCCUGUUUUAAGCGCGUUUAUUUAUUAUUAUUUUAUUAAUAACCGUAAAUUAUCUCCCGCGCUUCUUGUGUAUUAUAUUCUGUUUUCUAUUUUGUACUGUAACUAGAGCAAAAACUCCAUUAGAACGUAACUAUAUAAAUAUAUAUAUAUAUAUAUAUAUAUAAAUAUAUGUAUGUAUGUAUGCUACCAGCGUCACGUGCGUGCGUGCUCUGUUUUUUUAAAGGAGAAGGAAGAAGGAGUUUUUUCUUCUUUUUCGUUUCCCGUGGUGUGCUGAAUGUGGAAAGACAGGGGCAGGUGUGAAUGCAGGUUGAUUGAGGCAAGUAAAACUCCGGCACAUCCUAGACAGAAAAACAAGAGGAAGAAAAAACACGCAUAUAAGAACAAUGUAAAAUGUUUAUUUAGGGAAAGGAAUGGCGAAUGGGAAGACGUUUGUUUAUUGCUAAGCUUUAGAACGUAGAGCCGUUCAACGGAGAGCGGAUAAAAAAUGGGAAAGUGAUUGGAAGAAGAAGAAAAAAACAAAGGUAAAGCAAGUGGGUUGAACAAUGGUAUAACAGAAACAAGAAAGGGAAAAGUAAAACUAAAAAUUUAAAGAAAGGUUAAGGAAAAUGAAGCAAAAACAUGCAUACACACAACACACGAAAUGAAACAUGUUACAUUUAAUGAUACUAAAUUUUAAAUACAAGAAGAUUGAGGACGAAGAAACAAAAACAAACCCAAGAAAAUUAAUCAAAAGUGUACAAAACAUGAAAGUAACCUACUAUUACUAACGAAGAUUCAAGCGUAAGAGAAAACAAUACAGAAAACACUCCUACAUCCACUUACACAUACACAGACAGACAUUCAUUAUUGUUCAAACACUCAUACACAGAUACACUCUCAUUAGAAAAGAAAAACAAAAAAAGAAACUCACCAAUAAAUGCAUUAAAAGAAGCAACUAACUAUUAGCGAAAAAAAAAAUCAUGAGAAGAGAAGAGAAGAGAAAAAAAGAAUAAUAAAAUGGCAACCCAAUGGAAAUAAAACAACCCCGCCUACAGACCCUUUUCCCUUUCCCACCCCAUCUAGAAUUUAAUAACGAUAAACAGCUUAGUAAAUUAUAAAAUCCCUACACAUUAAAGCAAAACCAACUCUAUUGAGCCGUAAAAAAAAGUGAAACAAAUGGGAAACACACAUGUCGGAAAUCAUCAUCAUCAUCAUCAUGAACGAUGGGGUUGGGGGUAUAAUGUAGGAAGGGUUGAUCUCUUCCUGCUUUGACCCCAUUUUCCCGCCCGCUAGCCAACUCUCUUUCUCAUUCUCUUGCAUUGUGUCAUUGUACUUUGAUUGAUUACCACUUCCAAGAAGAAAAGGGCUAAUUGAGGUAAAAGAUUACUGAAAGAGAAAAUAACUAACAAUAUAUGCAAACACGCACUCAUACACCGAAACACAUUUACACAUAUUCAGAAGAAAAGAACAAACAAACAAACAAACACACA